Molecule: messenger RNA, 2043 nt
Organism: Ziziphus jujuba (common jujube)
Lineage: Eukaryota; Viridiplantae; Streptophyta; Magnoliopsida; Rosales; Rhamnaceae
Exons: 6
Coding region: 107-1873 (588 amino acids)
Source: RefSeq, a predicted model, not a curated record
UGAUUCACCACUUACUUUAUCAUUAAAAGAGCGAGUAAUAAGAAGUUCCGCGCCAAAGCCAAAGUAUCUACCAUAUUCCUCCUUCCCACCAUUUCUUUGAUUGGCGAUGGCCGUGGCUCUUCCCGGGAUGGCUGCCCUGGGUGUUGGCGCGGGCAUUUUAGCGGUUGUUGGCGCUGUCAAGGCUGCUGGUUUGGUUUCCGAUGCCAUUGGUGGGGUUGUCGAGCUCGUUGGCGGAGCAGGCCGGGCCAUUGGCGAGGCCGUUGGCGGGGCUGCCGAGGCCGCUGUCGGAGUUGGCCGGGCCAUUGGCGAGGCUGUUGGUGGGGCUACCGAGGCCGCUAUCGGAGCUAGCCAGGCCAUUGGCGAGGCCGUUGGCGGGGCUAGCCGGGUCGUUUCCGAGGUUGCUACCACAGUCACGGGAGAGUCUAUUCAAAAAGAUGAUUGUGAGGAAAAACUAAGCGAUUGUGAGAACAGAAAUAGGUGCUUGCAACUUGAGAACAAAAACUGUGAGAUAGAAAAGGCAAUUUGUAAAGCGAGAGUGAAAAGGUUGGAAUCUGCAAAGGAAAAAAGCAAUGUGUUUCUGCUAAAACUCUCGAUAUCGCUCCGUUUGGUGAAGGAGACAUUGAUUAGGAUCACCUAUGACUUUGCUGAUGAAGAAAAGGUUGAAAUUUAUACAAAAGAGAUAGAUGAGUUGGGUGUAGAAUUUGAAUUGGAAGAAGAAUUAAAGGCGGUUUCAAAUGAGUUAAUGGCAGUCACAAACAUUAUGAAAGUGGCUAAAUUGAAAGUGUAUGAGUAUAAAGAAUCAAGGAAGAAGGAAAAGAUCAAAUUGGAAAACAGUGUGGUGAGUUUGACAGAAGAGAAGAAAAAGAUAAAUAGUUUGCUUAAGAUUGCUUUGGUGGAAAUGGAUGCUGCAGAGAUGAGCUUGAGUAGGUUGAAUGAGAACAUUGAGCAAAAAAGGGCGGCCAUUUUACAGAUUGUGGAAAGUGGGUUGCAGAGCGUUGGGUUUGGGAGUGGUGAGAAUUCAUUGGAGAGUUCAAGAACUAAGGUGGAUACUUCUGGAGAUAGUCGUGAGUGUGAAGAGGAGGUUGAAAGCCUGGCAUCAACUGUGGAGAGGAUAAUGAAGAAUUUAAACCUUAAAAUCACUCAAUUGAGGAGAUCUUUGGAAGAUUCUAGGUCAAAUAAUGAGCACCUACAGAGUCUCACAAAGAAACAAGCUCAAGAUAUUGUUGAAAACAUGCUAUAUAUUAAGGAAUUGGAAGAUAGAGAGAGGAUGUUGGGUCAAAAUGUUGAGGGACUCAUGGUGAAAAUAAAAGAAGCUGAAGCAGAGGUUGCUAGAUGGUGGGAAGCUUGUGAAUUAGAAAUUGAAUCUGGGAAACAUGAGAUUGAACAACGUGACAUAGUGGUUGCCAUUCUCACCCAAGAACUAGAGAAAACAAAGACUGAUUUGGACAUAUCAAAUCGCAAAUUAAAUAAAAAAGAAGAACUUGCAGCUGCUGCCCAGGCAACAGCAGAGAUGUCCCUGCAACUGGCUGAUAGCACAGUUACAAGACUCCGCGAGAGGGCAGAAGAGCUGUCAAAACAAUUAGAAGAAGCAGAGAGCCGAUAUCGGAACAGAUACAAGCUCAGACACAUAUGUUGGCCAUGGCAAACACUCAAACUGAGUACUGCUACUAUGAACAAUAGAGUGAAGAAUGUAAAAAGGAUGCUGUCAAGAUGCAAGAAGGAUGCUGUCAAAGUAAAUUCUGCUACUAUGAACAAUAAAGUGAAGAAUGUAAGAAGGAUGCUAUCAAACUGCAAGCCUUGGAGAGCACUCAAACUGAAUACUACUACUAUGAACAAUAGAGUGAAGAAUGUAAAAAGGAUGCUGUCAAACUGAGUACUGCUACUAUGAACAAUACAAUGAAGAAUGUAAGAAGGAUGCUGUCAAAAUGCAAGACUUGCUCCAUUAAUGUCUGAAACACUAUAAUUUAUUUCAAUUCUUUCUUCUUAAGAAACUUUAUUUAUAUUUGUACCUUUUCUUCAAUUUUUUUUUCUUGUACGCUCACA